AUGAAUCUUUUCUCUCGUCUCCGCAAGGGAAAAUUCCCAGAACAAACCCCGGACCAGUCAACACUGGAUCCACAUGCAUGGAAGCUUCCUUCCUCCUACGCAACAUCUCAGCCAGGAUCAAAGCCAACCGUAAUUCCGAACCCAAAGGUUUUUGCCAACGUGUUCUCUAUUCCGACAGAAUUCGAACCUGUGAGGGUUGAAACUCUGCUCGCUUACCCAGAUGCUAGCCAUGCCGCAGUUCAUCUGGCUCUGCUUGAGUGUUUUCGGGAUUUGAGAGCUAGCGCGAGAGCUCUUGACGUCAGCGUUGAAAAACCACCUCCAUAUAUCGAGAAAUCCACGGCUGGGUCAUCGUCAGAGACUGCGCAACUGCCUGAGUCUCAAAGAUGGGAUUUCCUUAUCAAGUUGGCUAUUACGCGCUUUACGGCUUGGUGGUCAAAUAUUGACAUGAUUUUGAACCAUGCCAGCGUUUAUUCGCACCAUGCUGGGAGUCAAGUUGCUCUUCAGCUAACGAAGGAUUACUUACCACCUUUGGACAUACUUCUGGUGUGGUACGCUCUGAUGUUGAACGCAGAGGCUUAUGAGGCUGCCUGCCAAGCCCAUGAUGGCGAUAUUGCAAGGCUCAAGAACCUCUGCUUUCCAUGGCCAGCCAUACGUGACGUUAUUGAUAUGGAUAAGAUGGAAUAUAAUUUACCCCGCGCUGCUCAAAAUCUGUUCACGAACCUAUCAGAGCAAUCUUGCGAUAUUCUCACGUAUCUGAACAGCCCUCCGGCAUAUACCGACUCCGGCAAAUUGCAGUUCAAGAUAGAUUUAUUCAUCGAAGUUAAGAAGUAUGACAGCUUCAUUGAUGAGUCGCAUCAGCGGCUAUGGAUUCGUUCCCCUGCUUUACACGGGUCGUUGGGCCGCGCCGGCGGGGAGUAUCUAGACUUUCAUUUGCGAGAGCCUAAUGCUGUCGAGGAAGAUGUAUUGGAGAGUUUACCAUUCGGCGUUCGUUUAUUCUGGAGAACGCAUAGCCUGUUUCCACGGCUUUAUAAAGCCUUUCUAGUGGAGAUCCGGAAAAACAAAACUGAUUCCAAGGAGGAUCUGAAAUUGAUUUUGGAUGGAGGUGAUGAGCCGCUUGGAUCAAACCAGUGCUGUUGCUGGAUCUGCGAGAGGAUUCGAGACGACCUACCAGAAUUCUACCACACACAGCCAUCCUAUGUACCAUCGUCUUCAUCAGCACCUAUACUCUCAACCGAAGUUCAGAAGCAACUUUCAACAUUAUCUUCGGAGCAAUUAAGUCAAAUCCAAGAUGAUCUGGGCUUCUAUCUGGCCGUCCAAGAUGCUCGCAAGCGCAAAGUACCUCUUCCUACGAGGCCACCUACAGCUGCUGAGAAAGACGCAGAUAAGAUAUCCAAGCAGAAACAGAAAGAGCUUGGUUAUUUACCUGGACUAAAUGAAUACCUGGAGGUUUUGCCUGAUGGAACGAGGAAGAUAAGACAGAGGAAGGGCAAGGGGAAUAGAUAUUACUACAUGAUGGCCUUAUAG
Messenger RNA from Fusarium coffeatum, 1524 nucleotides. RefSeq lists its product as uncharacterized. The record is from RefSeq and is a predicted model, not a curated record. The transcript has a single exon. Lineage: Eukaryota; Fungi; Ascomycota; Sordariomycetes; Hypocreales; Nectriaceae. The coding region runs from base 1 to 1524 and encodes 507 amino acids.